Molecule: messenger RNA, 1215 nt
Organism: Labeo rohita (rohu)
Lineage: Eukaryota; Metazoa; Chordata; Actinopteri; Cypriniformes; Cyprinidae
Product: endothelin-3
Exons: 4
Coding region: 645-1103 (152 amino acids)
Biological process (GO): intracellular calcium ion homeostasis; regulation of vasoconstriction; vein smooth muscle contraction
Cellular component (GO): extracellular region
Molecular function (GO): hormone activity; endothelin B receptor binding
Source: RefSeq, a predicted model, not a curated record
UACUAACAGCUCUUGUCUAAAGCUGCAUUUUAAGCACAGGAGACUCCAGUGUGGUCCUUUGAUUAAUGGGUCUGCAGAUAGAGCAUGUAAUUCAUGUCUCCUGAGGUGGGGAAAAAUAUUGUAAUGAAAAUAAAAUGUUGAAGGAAAGAAGGAUUUUCUCAAUUAAUAUCAGACCUCUGCAUUUACCAGAUUUGUUACUUAUUGGAACACGUAUUAGUAACCGAUCUCAUUUGAUAAAGCGCUAUUGGCAUUAAAAUAAUGUCCCACCACGUGCGUGCGCGUGUGUAUUUUAAUGACACAUGAUAGCUGAUUCAGCUGUAGAACUGAGAACAAAACACAUCGGUGCCGUGUUCCAGCGGGUGGUGCCUCGCAGGCUGAUAGGUGCUCACUAUAAAACCCCAAAGAGAGAUAUUGAGCGCAACUCAAACCAUCUGAAUGCAGCAACUUGAGGAUGAUGUUCCGUCGCACUCCACUUUUAUGUCACCCCGCAAAUCUGAAACCACAACAGAGAGGUGUAUUCAUAUGGGAAUAAGCCAGUAACGAACAAAAUGUUAUUUUUCACUGCAGCUGGAUCACUCAGAACCUCUGGUCAAUCCUGGAUUUUAAACUGACUUUGUUCACGGAGACUAUCUGGAAUAACUGUAAUGGCCAAGGUGUCAUUAAUACAUCUAGGAAUUUUGCUUUUUAUUGGACUAACAGUCGCAGUGGCCAACGGAUUUUCCUCAUUUCGUCAAGAUACGCUUGUGAAAAAUACCGCGAAGGAUUUAACCAGAAUAUCAAGAGCCACUCCUAAGCAGGUUGGUGAGGCUGAAUUAAAACCCGAAGCGUGUUAUUUCUGCCAACUUCUAAAACCACACAGGAGAGCCAAGAGAUGCACGUGUUACUCGUACAAAGACAAGGAGUGUGUUUACUACUGUCACCUGGACAUCAUCUGGAUCAACACACCAGAGCGUACUGUCCCAUACGGCCUGUCAAAUUAUAGAGGCUCUCAGCGGGUACGGCGUUCUGCCGAAGGCAGCGUAGGAGGUCAGCGCUGCAUGUGUUCUUUACACAGCGACCAAGAAUGUAAAACUUUCUGCAGUCAGAGGGGCAGUUCAACAUGACCGUCCAUUGGAGCACAGCAAAGCUAAUAUUCACUCAUCCGCUGGACUGCUUCUUCAUUCUUCUGUCCCAACACUUGGAGAAUCACCUCAGAGAAAAGGUUCACGUCUGUCC